Paramecium octaurelia is the source of this 1415-nucleotide messenger RNA. Lineage: Eukaryota; Ciliophora; Oligohymenophorea; Peniculida; Parameciidae. The record is from the annotation of a GenBank genome assembly.
AUGAUAAGUUCUCUCUCUUUUAUAAAUCAGAAAGGGGAGAUCCUGAUCUAUAGAGUUUAUAAGGAUGAUAUCAGCAGAAGUGAAAUCACUUAAUUUUGUGCCAAAAUGAUAGCUACAAAAGAAAAUAAAGAAUCUCCGAUAAUCAACAUUGAUUGUAUUUAUGUUCUUCAAUAUGAAUAGAAACAUCUUUUAUUCACAUUUCAAUAAAAGAUAUCAUAAUUUUAGCCACUACUAAGACUGAUGUAAAUGUAGCUAUGGUUCUUGAAUUUUUAUAUCAAUUGGUAUUCAUUGUUGUAUGAGUGUAAGUCCAAAAUUUGUAAAUCGUACUUCUAAGGCAUUCUAGAUGAAAACUGCAUAAAAAAGAAUUUUGUCCUAAUAUAUGAGAUUCUCGACGAAGUACUUGAUUAUGGGAUACCACAAAUAGCAGAUCCAAAUAUAUUAUAAAAGGUUAGUAUCCAUCUUAUGGUGUAGUUUAUUUAAGAAGGAGGGAUCCAAUAAGAGACAUCCAUGAACAUAGAGAGAUUGAGAUAAUUAACAGUCACGAUUACUGGUGCUGUAUCAUGGAGACCAACUGGACUGCAUUAUGAAAAGAAUGAAUUGUAUCUUGAUAUAAUAGAAUCUGUGAAUCUAUUGAUUUCAGCUAAAGAUACUGUUUUAAGGGCAGAAGUAGUGGGAUCAAUUGAACUUAAAAGUAAGCUUACAGGCAUGCCUGAAUGUUAAAUUGGAAUGAACGAUAAAUUAUUAAUGGGAAAGCAAGCGAGAACGACUAAAUAAAAUGGCGGAAUUGCAAUUGAUGAUAUGAAAUUUCAUCCAUGUGUGGGAUUACCAAAAUUUGAGAAGGAUAGGACAAUUACAUUUAUUCCACCUGAUGGUCAUUUCUAGUUGAUGUCUUAUAGAAUCUCGGAGAACAUUAAUAUUCCAUUUAAAGUCAAUGUGAUCUAUAGUGAUAUUAGCGAGAAUAAGUUGGAAAUACGACUGAAGGUAAAACUAAUUAUGAAGAUAGAUUAAAUCAAUAUAUGAUAAAAAUGUCUAUGGUACAAAUAUUGCAGUAAAAGUGCCAGUGCCUAAAAACACUGUGAAUGUGAUAUCUGCAACAGCAUUAGGAAAGGCAAAGCAUGAAAUAGAGGAGUAAAGUGUAAUUUGGAGAAUCAAGAAAUUGUAAGGAGAUGUUGAAACAUCGUUAAGGUAUAACAUAUUUACGAUGACUUAUUAGGUGUGAUAUUAGUUUGGGUGCUACAAAUAAAGAGUAGACAUGGAGUAAACCACCUUUGAAAAUGGAAUUCUAGAUUCCUAUGUUCACAUCUAGUGGAUUGAGAGUGAGAUUCCUGAAGGUAAUGGAAAAAGGGGCAUAUAAAACAAAUAAAUGGAUUAGAUAUUUGACAAGGGGAGGAGAAUAUUUGCAUAGAUUAUGAAGA